This is a messenger RNA of Planococcus citri (citrus mealybug), 2657 nucleotides long. RefSeq names its product ATP-dependent DNA helicase hay (gene hay). The transcript is spliced from 13 exons. NCBI's taxonomy places the organism in Eukaryota, Metazoa, Arthropoda, Insecta, Hemiptera, Pseudococcidae. Gene Ontology annotation, molecular function: 3'-5' DNA helicase activity; DNA binding; ATP binding. Gene Ontology annotation, cellular component: transcription preinitiation complex; nucleotide-excision repair factor 3 complex; transcription factor TFIIH holo complex. Gene Ontology annotation, biological process: transcription initiation at RNA polymerase II promoter; nucleotide-excision repair. The record is from RefSeq and is a predicted model, not a curated record. The coding region runs from base 199 to 2541 and encodes 780 amino acids.
CUCGAUCGGUGUGGUGAUAACACAACAUCGGCAAUAAACAAGAAAACACCGAAACACACUUCUGAAUCUGAAUCCGAGGAACGAGGAACAAUUACCAUUUAAUUACGUUCCGUUGUCCACUGCUUCGGUGCAUUUCAAUCCUCUCGUCCUCAUUCUUCGUCUCAUUUCCUCUCCAUGUUCUAGCUAAAGCAUUAAACAAUGGGUGGACCGAAACGCAGCAAGAAAGAUUCAGAAAAGCGUAGUAAACGUAAGAAGAAAGAAGAGGAAGAAGAGUACGUCGAACCUGAUAAUUUCGAUGAAGGAGGUGCAGUACCAGAUGCAGCUAAAAAGAACGUCGAAACUAAUGAUAAAGGUGUGCAGGAAGAUGAAUUCGGAGCUAAAGACUAUCGAUCUCAGAUGUUACUAAAACCUGAUCAUGAAUCGCGACCUUUAUGGGUGGCUCCAAACGGGCAUAUAUUCUUAGAAUCAUUCUCUCCGGUGUACAGACAUGCUCAUGAUUUCUUGAUCGCUAUUGCUGAACCGGUGUGUAGACCUGAAUUCAUUCACGAGUAUAAGCUUACAGCUUACUCGUUAUAUGCGGCUGUGAGUGUUGGUAUUCAAACCAACGAUAUAAUAGAGUAUUUGAAACGACUUAGUAAAACUAGUGUUCCUGAUGGGAUCGUUGAAUUCAUCACUCUAUGUACAUUAUCUUACGGGAAAGUUAAACUUGUCCUGAAACACAAUAAAUACUUCAUCGAAUCUCCAUACCCGGAUGUUAUUCAAAAACUUUUGAAAGAUCCAGUAGUACAAGAAUGUCGUUUAAAGAAAGACGCCGAAUCAGAAGCUUUAACCGUUGUUGAAAAUAAGAAAAUUCAAUUAUCGUUCGCUGGUAAAAAUCUAGUCAAACCAGAAACUGACGGAACUAAAGUAGCCGAGAUCGAAGAAGAACCUAUUGUUCCUGAAGAUAUUUCCGAUUUUUACAAUAAAAUGGAUAAAGAAGACGAAGACAAAGAAGAAGAGGUCACUGAAACUGUAUCGUUCGAAGUGAAUCAAGAAAAAAUCGAAGUUAUUCAAAAAAGAUGUAUCGAAAUGGAAUACCCAUUGUUGACCGAAUAUGAUUUUAGGAACGAUACCGUUAAUCCAGAUAUAAAUAUCGAUUUGAAACCUACAGCUAUGUUGAGACCGUAUCAAGAGAAAUGUUUACGUAAGAUGUUCGGUAACGGAAGAGCUCGAUCGGGAGUUAUAGUAUUACCUUGCGGUGCUGGUAAAAGUUUAGUCGGUGUGACCGCCUGUUGCACAGUUCGAAAGAGAGCUUUGGUUUUGUGCAACUCCGGAGUUUCAGUCGAACAAUGGAAACAGCAGUUUAAAAUGUGGUCUACAGCUGAUGACAGUAUGAUUUGUCGUUUUACUUCCGAAGCUAAAGAUAAACCGAACAAUUGCGCUAUUUUAGUGACGACGUAUUCUAUGAUCACUCACAUGCAGAAACGUUCGUGGGAAGCUGAACAAACGAUGAAAUGGCUUCAGGAUCAAGAAUGGGGUAUAAUGGUUCUAGAUGAGGUGCAUACGAUUCCUGCUAAAAUGUUCCGACGUGUUUUAACCAUCGUCCAGAGCCAUUGUAAAUUAGGUUUAACUGCGACCUUAUUGAGAGAAGAUGAUAAAAUAGCCGAUUUGAAUUUUUUAAUUGGUCCUAAAUUGUACGAAGCUAACUGGCUCGAGUUACAAAAGAGAGGAUUUAUUGCGAAAGUACAAUGUGCCGAAGUAUGGUGUCCAAUGACUCCGGAAUUUUAUCGCGAAUACUUGAAUACGAAAACUAGCAAGAAACUCCUACUCUACGUUCUGAAUCCGAAUAAAUUCAGAGCUUGUCAGUAUUUGAUUCGUUACCACGAACGAAGAGGUGAUAAAACGAUCGUAUUCUCCGAUAACGUAUUCGCUUUGAUACAUUAUGCGAAAGCUUUGAAGAAAUUCUACAUUCACGGACCAACUUCGCAAGCCGAACGACUUCAAGUAUUACAGAAUUUCAAAUAUAAUCCCAAAGUGAACACGAUUUUCGUCAGUAAAGUAGCCGAUACGUCGUUCGAUUUACCCGAAGCUAACGUCUUGAUUCAGAUUUCAUCUCACGGAGGAUCUCGCCGACAAGAGGCUCAACGACUUGGACGUAUUUUGAGAGCUAAAAAAGGCGCUGUGGCCGAAGAAUACAAUGCGUUCUUUUACACGUUGGUAUCUCAAGAUACCUUAGAAAUGAGUUAUUCUCGUAAACGUCAACGUUUCUUGAUCAAUCAAGGAUACAGUUAUAAAGUCAUCACUAAAUUAGCUGGAAUCGAAGAGGAAACUGAUAUGAUGUACAGCACUCGAGAAGAGCAAGGUCAAUUACUCCAAGAAGUAUUAAAAGCCACAGAUACGGAUGCCGAUGAAGAAAAAUUACCCGGAGAAAGUGGUCCGUCGGGAUCUGGAAUCAGGAGAGUGGUUGGAUCGAUGAGUUCCAUGUCUGGAGCUGAUGAUUCUGUGUACUUAGAGUAUAAAAAACCAACGAAGCAUCCGUUGUUUAAGAAAUUCCGCGGAUAAUAUCCUAGUACUUUGUGUUGUUGUGAUAAUUAUUUUUUCUAUAACUAAGUUUUGUUUCGCUGUCAUCUUCGAUCGUAAUGUAUGAGAUUUUCCAUUUAUAAAGAUUUUUUUUCUAA